Molecule: messenger RNA, 1697 nt
Organism: Topomyia yanbarensis
Lineage: Eukaryota; Metazoa; Arthropoda; Insecta; Diptera; Culicidae
Product: protein FAM98A-like
Exons: 4
Coding region: 198-1571 (457 amino acids)
Cellular component (GO): tRNA-splicing ligase complex
Source: RefSeq, a predicted model, not a curated record
CAAUUAGGCCCUUUUUAAAUAUUAAGAUUGAAUUCAAAUGCGCCUGACAACAGUAUAAAACCUGAAAACUGCAUUUUUAGCGUUUGCUAAAUUUCUUUCAUUAAAGGUUUACUAAAUUGUCUCGAAGCACAGCUGAAUAGUAAGGUUAACCGGUAACAGUGGCUCAUUCUAGCAAACUUGUCAACCCAAUUUCUCAAAUGGAGGAGCAACUUCUAAGUGAUCUGAAAAAUGUUGGCUACGACGGUCCAUUCCUGGACCAAAACUACGCAUCGACAGCUAUUACUGCCGGUUCAUCUAGCUCUGAGUUUCAAGAUUUAGUGAUUUGGCUGACGGAAGAAAUCAGGAUUCUCGGAAAGUUGGACGAGAAAAUCUUGAAAAGUGAAGAUUCUAGUACGUUUGUACUCGAACUAUCUGCAUUUCUGAAAGAACUAACAUGCCCCUAUGCGAAUCUUACAUCGGGACACGUAUCGGAUCGUCUGCAAACUUACGACUCAAAAAUGGUUCUGCUUGAAUUCCUUUUAGCUGAGCUGAUGGCAUUCAAGAUGAUCGAAUCGUUAAAACCAAAAGAGAAAACAAACGUUAUUACUCUGUUUGAAUCACCGACGGCUGCUGCACUUAAGGACAUUUCAAUCACGCUUGGAAUGGGCAAGCCACCGAAUAAUAUUCCCUCGAAAGUGCUAUUCGAGAAAAUCAAUGUUCGCCUGGACGAUACGAUAAGAACUGCUGGCGAGAAACGUUUGAGUUGCCCACUGUUUGCACCCAAGAAAAAACUCACGAUGGAGCAAUGGAACAAAUUAGACAAGUUACAACGAGACUUGGAUGCGGAAUAUGACUUGAGGAGAAAAAUGUUGCUCACUCGAUUGGAUGUGACAAUUCAGAGCUUCAGAUGGUCUACCCGAGUGAAAGGGAAAGAUGAUCAAAUGACCGAAAGGUAUGCAGAAAAGCGUAAAUUGUUGGAUACACUGCAAACAGGAAGUCGAGAUACGGAACUCGCUGCUCUGCUUGGAGCAAGGGAAACAUUGGCAAUUAUCGAGAAAACUAGCAGUGCCAGUGUACGAAAAAAUACUAAAAGUAAAAUACAGCGUCACAUCAUCGGUCGUGUACCGGAUCGAGGAGGACGUGCCUACGAACAUAACCCACCGCCACUGGAAAUGCCUUCAUGGCAGACGCAAAGAAACACUGGUGGUGGUGGUGGCCAACAGCGAGGAGGUUUUAGCGGCGGAAGGGGUGGUCAACAAGGUCGCGGUGGCGGAGGAGCUGGUGGCUUCCAGCAGCAAAAUUACAACCAAGGAGGUGGAAACAACCGAGGUGGGGGUGGCGGAGCUUACCAGCAAAAUCAAUCCCGUGGAGGGGGAGGCGGACAAGGAAACCGAGUACAAGGUGGUUGGUCGCAACCUCAGCAAAGUAAUCGCGGCGGUGGUGGAGGUUACGGUGAUCAACAAUUUAGUCGAAACAACAGUUUCGACGGUAAUAGAGAUUUUGGAUACAACAACGAUCAACGCGGCGGAGGGCGUGGUGGAUAUAGUGGGGGUGGUGGCCGUUCCAACUACAAUCGUGGUGGACAUCGUUAAGAAAACAAAGUAAAAAAUCGAUUGAGAAUACAUUUUUUCUCAUAUACCUUGGUCGAAUAUAUGGGUUUGUUAGUGACUCAUUAAAUUGAUGCUAUUGAAUUUAAGAAUCUCAAUAACACCCAACAA